AGCGACUGCGUAGCGUAGUGUAGCGUUGUUUUGUGCUCAUGCGGUGUAUUUUAUGUGAACAAGAGCUAAUUUGUGGAAUAAAAUUCACGUAAAGUAAAAUAAUUGUAUACAAUUCAGAAUGAUCAUCCCAGUCCGUUGUUUCACUUGUGGAAAGGUUAUUGGCAACAAAUGGGAAGCCUACCUCGGGCUUCUACAAGCCGAGUACACUGAGGGUGAUGCCCUGGAUGCCCUCGGCCUGAAGAGGUACUGCUGCCGCCGAAUGCUGCUCGGGCACGUGGAUCUGAUCGAGAAACUUCUCAACUAUGCACCACUAGAGAAAUAAGUUAAAUAUAAAGUAGGUUAUAAAAUUGUAAUUUUUAAUUUUGAUUUAUUUCUAUUUACCAGAAUAUUGUAACCAAAUUCAUUCCUUUGAAGAUCCGUGAUUUGCUGGAAUAUUUUUAGGUAUUUUCUCAUUUCUGUGCAGUUCAAGCAAAAUAUCUUGGCAUCUCUCUUUUCACAAGUUAGUUGUGUUAGAUAGGGCUCAGUGUAGGGCAUAAGGGCAUGCCUACAGUGUGUGACCUCUUUCCACCUGAGACCAUAGACAUUUUCAAUUUUAAUUAUGUCUUAAGAAACAAGUAGUUUUUUUUUAAUUAUAUGUAAUUUUUAUUUCCUAAAGAAACCCUUCAUUGACGUCAUCAGGUUAAUUAUCACCUAGAUUUAAGUGUAAAAUGUGCAUGACUCAUGAAAAAGGCAAUAGCAUUGUAAAACUGGUGUGGCUAUACAACAUGCUGCAUAUAAACAUGUGUGGUAAUAAAGUAAGAUAAGAGAUA
This is a messenger RNA of Cydia fagiglandana, 809 nucleotides long. RefSeq names its product DNA-directed RNA polymerases I, II, and III subunit RPABC5 (gene Rpb10). The transcript has 3 exons. The record is from RefSeq and is a predicted model, not a curated record. NCBI's taxonomy places the organism in Eukaryota, Metazoa, Arthropoda, Insecta, Lepidoptera, Tortricidae. Gene Ontology annotation, biological process: transcription by RNA polymerase I; tRNA transcription by RNA polymerase III; transcription by RNA polymerase II. Bases 119 to 322 code for a protein of 67 amino acids. Gene Ontology annotation, cellular component: RNA polymerase II, core complex; RNA polymerase I complex; RNA polymerase III complex. Gene Ontology annotation, molecular function: zinc ion binding; DNA binding.